Molecule: messenger RNA, 678 nt
Organism: Colias croceus (clouded yellow)
Lineage: Eukaryota; Metazoa; Arthropoda; Insecta; Lepidoptera; Pieridae
Product: amyloid beta precursor like protein 2-like
Exons: 3
Coding region: 97-678 (193 amino acids)
Molecular function (GO): serine-type endopeptidase inhibitor activity
Source: RefSeq, a predicted model, not a curated record
AACAAACGUACAACGUACAAUGUAUCGAUACAGAUUAAUUACUAAGGUGUGAAAUACGAGAGUAAUUAAAAACGAAACGAGUUACCAGUAUUAAUUAUGAAGUUGGCGAUUAUACUCUGUUUGUUAGGAGAUUGCUUGUGCUGUGGGACGACCCCUGAAGGCGAAGAAACAACCGUGGGGCAUGGGCCAAACGACACGCAGUUUUUGGGCAAUCUAACAGGAUGGGGAGUGCCUGAUACGGACGGCAAAAGUUGGAAGAAUUAUAUCAAAUAUUAUAAGAAUGUAACGCAAGGCAACAAGACUUUUGAUGACGCCGACGCAAGCUGGAACAACUUUAUGUCGCAGAGUCAUGGCAAAGGGUUUCCGAAGGAGUGGCAAGGUUAUGGACCAGGUUCGCCCGGUAAUGCUCCUCCACCCUGGGCAUACAUAGCUGGGAACUAUGGCAGACCAUACUUUUGCUUUCAAUUCCCAGCUUUUGGUACUUGUGAUCGUAAAUAUGUCAGAUGGGCUUUCAACCCCCAAACGCAGGUUUGUCAAAUGUUCUUCUACAGUGGGUGCGGAGGUAAUGAAAAUAACUUCAGAUACAAGGCGAGUUGCCAAGACGCUUGCUCGAACACCCCCGCUUCGCCGUGCGAACCGCAAGAGAAGAUAGACUUUAUGGAGUUACUCAAUGGAUGA